Messenger RNA from Daldinia caldariorum, 891 nucleotides. Its product is annotated as NAD(P)-binding protein. Lineage: Eukaryota; Fungi; Ascomycota; Sordariomycetes; Xylariales; Hypoxylaceae. The record is from RefSeq and is a predicted model, not a curated record. The transcript is spliced from 2 exons. Gene Ontology annotation, molecular function: oxidoreductase activity. Bases 1 to 891 code for a protein of 296 amino acids.
AUGAGCAGCAGCAUUACCAAAGUUGCCAUCGCCGGGGCUACCGGUAACUUGGGCCCAUCAGUGUUGAAGCAACUUCUUGAAGACGGUUUCAAAGUCACCGUUCUCACCCGCAAGGGGGCCACCCACACCUUCCCGCCCUCAGUAACUACUGCUGAAAUUGAUUAUAACUCCCCGGAGUCGCUCGAGAAGGCACUGAGUGGCCAGGAUGCUGUCGUUUCGACCGUUGGCUUCGGGGGAUUAUCAUACCAACCCUCUCUAGUUCAGGCUGCGGUCAAGGUUGGCGUCAAACGCUUUAUCCCUUCGGAAUUCGGCGGAGACGCGGAGAAUGAGAAGACUGCCAGCUUACCCCCCUUACAUGCGAAGAAAGCUGUUACCGACCUCCUUAAGAAGGAGGCAGCGGCUGGUUCCAUAACAUACACGUCGAUAUCUACCGGGCCUUUCUUGGAUAUGGCGGUCCAGUACGGCAUCGCCAUUAACGUCAAGGGCAGGAAAAUCACCCUUUGGGACGGCGGAGAUAGGCCUAUCAGCAUGACCACUAUCGCAUAUAUCGCCAAGGCCGUGUCAGAGGUACUCAAGCAUCCCGAGGAGACCAAGAACCGCAAUGUGCACGUACACAAUGUAAACCUCACCUUGAAAGAGCUCCUUGAACAAGCUAAGAAAGUGGUUGGGCCGGAGGGCUGGACGUCUGAAGUAAAGUCCACCGAAGAAAACCUCAAACACGCCUACGCGGAGUUGGAGAAGGGUGGAAAUGCUACGAUGCAAUUUCUAGUCACAGCGAUCUUUGGAGAAGGAUACGGUUCAGACUUCAAGAACGUCGACAACAAAUUGCUCGGAAUUAAAGAAUUUACCGGUGAAGAGCUCCAGGACCACAUCAAGCGCUUCGCUAAUUAG